This is a messenger RNA of Dimorphilus gyrociliatus, 5176 nucleotides long. NCBI's taxonomy places the organism in Eukaryota, Metazoa, Annelida, Polychaeta, Dinophilidae. The record is from the annotation of a GenBank genome assembly.
CAAAAUCUUGGUUUCAUUCGGAAUGUAGUGCGAUAUUUACUAUACUUCUUAAAAUUUGAGCUUUUUGUGCGACUUUCUAGUAGCUCAAAUUUUAUUUAGACAGGUAGCAAUAUAUUUAAAAUUGCUCUAUCAUAUAUCUCUUGGAGUAAUAAUACAAGAAUGUCUCUUGCCUUUGCAGGGAAUGAAUUUUAUUCCAACUUUGAGCGAUAAUAUACAAUAUUUCGGAAAAACCGUAAUAGAGUACUGAGCUGCUUUGCAGAUAACCCGAUAUUAUUUACUGUAUUUCUUCCAAAUCAUAACUUUUCAGAAAAUGGUGGGCGUUUGUUAUAAUAAAAAUGGAUAGAACAAUUUCAAUGUAUACCUAAUGAUCCAUCAGGAACAAGCCCAGGGCUCGUCAGGAGGCAGACGAAAGAAGAAAGAGGUUAAACAUUUAGAUUUUAAACAUGAAGAAGGAUGUUGCUCGUGUGGUAAAGGAGAUAGGCUUACAUUUUGUGAAAAAUGUCCUGCCUCAAUUCAUGGAUAUUGCAUGAAUCCACCACAAACUGAUCCUUUGAGUUGGUUAUGUAGCAAAUGUCAAGGACCAAUUUCGGUAUGUAAAAUGAAAGAAAUGUUAAGUUCAUCAAAAGUAUUAAUGUUUCAGAAUAUCAAAUUUGACGACGCUUACUACCUCAGCCGUAAGAAAGAACUUUCCCUUCUUUGGCAACAUUUUUCUCCUUCUGCUGCAGAAGCUGAAUUAGAUAACAACUACCUUGCUGAUAUAUUUGAAGAUAAAUCAAACAACAAUGAUAAAAAGAGUAGAGUAUGCUCUUCACCAGAUACAAAUAAAUGCAUUAAAUGCGAUAACUCUUAUCAUUUGGAUUGCUGUAUUCCUCCUAGAACUUAUAAAACAACAAGCUUUAUCUGCCAUAGACAUGUUGUGGAAUCCAAUUCUCUUCUUAACGAGAAGGCAAGGUCAAUUACCGUCGAGAAAAGUGAUCUAAAUGAUAUUACAAAGCAAUUUUGUGAAAAGCUCUGUAAAGAAUACAAAAAACUAGGUGCAAUCACUAUUCAAUUCGAAAAUAAGAAAGAAUCUUUUCGUAAUCCGGAUUUACCAGGAAGUGAAAGCUAUUUUCGCUGCGUUAUUGAGCGUCUAGAUGAUUCCAGAACUCGUCAGAAUUUAUUAAAGGAAGUUCUCACUGGGUCGGACCUAGCUGUAAGAAACUGUGGGCAGAUUAUCGAUCAUUCAAGAAGAAUAGGUUAUGAAAGAAAUGAUACUGAGAUUGUCAGAGAUAUUAAAUUGCUCAGCAAAAGAGAGGAGCAACAAUUGAAAGAAGAAGCAGGCAAUCAAUUUUACGACAUUAUUAAAUUUUUCAUUAAAAAGGAGUCACUUUGUUGCCAACCUAAACCAUCUGAACCUGAAAAAAGAGAGAUCUGGAAGAAAAUUUUUCAAAUUAUUUUGCGCUUGGAAAAAAUUGCUCAAACUUUGAACCAACCACCAAAAGAAAUAAAACUCUAUUUAGACUCAUUACCCAAUUUGGAAGAAUUUGAAACGACAGAUGGAGAUAUUCAUUUUAUACCAAAAUCAUCGCUAAUGGAGGAUAUUUCUUUCAAUGAAGAGCUAACGAACAAUAACGGUUCGUUGAACUGUGAUAGCCUGCAACAAAACUCUCCAACUGAAACACAAUUUAGAGUAAAUAUGACAUUGAACCCAAUUCCUAAAAAUUUUAUUAAGCAAAUGGACAACAUAGAAAUUUAUUAUCGGUUUCGAUAUGGCAGACAAAAAGUGGUGGAUAAAAAAGGCUUAUACCCCUUAAAAACGACUGAUGCGAGCUUCAAGGCUAUCAUGGAGGAAGCACACACUUCUGGAUAUUCUAUUAGUUGCAACAACGUAGUACAUUGUGUUGAAGUUUCAAAGAAAGAUAAUACUAUAGUAUUCAACGAAAGAGUAAUACUCAAGUUUGUAAGACAAAAAUUUCGUCAUCUAUUUAAUGAUUUGAAAAAUUAUGAAGAAGAAUUGGGAUUAAGAUUAAAAGAGCUAAUUGAUCAAGUAGAUCUACUUUUUGAAGAAGCUGAACUAUUAGACUACCAUAUGACGACUUUCUUCACAAAUCAAUUUAUUUGGAAUAUAACACGCUAUAUUUGCUCAUUUUCUAGAGAAAAUUCUGCUCAUGCUAACUUAAGUUUUAUUGAUAGAUUUGAGUCUGAGGCAGAAAUUUUAAUAGCAUUUUCAUACACAAGAUCCAAAGAUGAAUUUACUAAACUUUCUAAAGGAUUUAAUACUCAAACAAAUUGUAAUAAAAUAGAACACAAUGUUACCUCUAAUGUUAUCCUUAAUGUUAACGUCAUGGAAGACAACGUAAUUGAAUGGAAUAACCUUUUCCAAGAAAUUUACGACUAUCUACUGAACACAGACUCUUUUGACUUAGCUGAAGUAGUUUCUCAAUUUAAACAAAGAUUGAUGGCAAUUGACGCUGAGUUAAAAAACCUGGACUUUCAAGCUUAUCACAUCGUUCAAAAUGAAUUUACAAACUUGACAAAAUCUUUUAAAUGCCUCUUAUUUUCUUUGAAUAUUCAUGACAAAGCAAGAAAAGGUGCUUGGAUUAAAGCGGCUGAUAAUAUGAUAAAACUAAAACAACUUCAGUUAAAGGUUAUGGCUUUGAAUCAAAUUCCCCAUCCGUCUUUUCAUUUUCAUAAUAGUACAGAAAAGUACAAAACUGAUCCCAAAAACUUAAAACUUUUAGUGGCCACAACACUCGAGCAUUAUAUAUUAGAAAAAUUAAAGAAAGAGAAAUAUAGUUCUCACUAUGAAGAAGAAAAGGAGUUUGUUCGGGAAUUUUCUAAUCUAUUGAGAUCAAUAUUUGAAGAUAUCUAUCUAACUGAUUUAGAAAAGAUAAAUAAAAUGUCAACAUUAGAGAUGUCUGAUAAAGAAGGGAUUUUAUCGGAAGUUGAGUUUACUGAUGAAGAGAGACGUCUAUUUGAAUAUUUUUCCAACACGCUAAACAGCAGAAACGCCGAAGAGGAAAGGGAAUAUAUUAAAGUUUUUGGACUAUCUGACGUAGAUGUGAAGAGUGUUGAAUGGGUAAUUUUCCAACAGUGUGAUAAACGAAAUGAAUUCAGACGCCUUGUAACAAACUCAGAAGAUCAGACAUUUUUUGUAGGAGAUGCCUACACAAUUGAGGAUCUUAAAGAACAACUCAAUAGCACGUGGAAACUUGCUAAAAGAAAAUUUACGCUGUAUGAAAACUUAAAAUGUUUAAGUGACGACCGUGAAAAUGUUGUAAGAGACACCAGUUCCUUGCAGAAUGAGAAUGAAAAAGUCCAAGAAUAUGAAGAACAUUGUAUUAAUUCUGUUGCUGAAGAUAUUCACUCCUUUCUAGAAUCUCAAGAGGAAAGAUUCCCAUUUUUUGGAACAAUGAAUGAAGAACUAUUAUUAUUAGAAUAUUCUGACGAGGAAUAUGACAAGGUUAUGCUAUCUUUAAGUGAGAUAAUUGAAAAUACAGGAAAGGGGGAAGAGGAAGUUAAGAAUGAAAUUGCAUUUGAAAAAAGCCGUGAAAUCAUGUAUGCAUUCAAUGCAAAAUGUCUAUCAGACGCUGACAGUAUUAUUGCUCUUGAAACAGAGGUUCAGGCAAUUGAUGCAGAUUAUGAUAUGGACGGCGAUGAUCAUAGUUUGGAAAUUGUAGAUAUGGAUAUGAAAGAAAAUAAUACAACUUUUGAAAAUAGCGAAUUAAUUACAUCUGAGUCCUGUGUAGAGAUAAAAGGUUCUAGAAAACCUGCAAGUUAUUUACUCAUUAUAUCAGAAGAGGACGAAAAUAAUGAAGAAGCUUCUUCAGAAUAUAUUGCAAACCUGAUGGAGUACGUGAAAAAUGAAUAUGGUAAAGAGGUUUUGGAUAAUCUACUCUUUCUGCAUAUUCUUGGGUUGAAAUUGACGAACUUUAUAAGCUUUAAUGAUAAUCCAGAUAUUCAAAAACUGGUUAGAAUUCUAAUUGUAGAAUAUCUGGAGGACAGCUUUUUCAAUGUAAAAAUUAGCAACUGUGAAGAACAAGGCCUAUACUUUAUCCAGGGGUGCAACAUUUCUAAAUUUACCAAAGGAGAAAUUGCUAAAUUUGAAAGUCCUUCGAUUUCACAAUUCGGGAGUGCUACUGCAAUCAGUAAUGCCCUUAUAACUGAAGAAUUGAAUAAGCUCUGUAAUCAAGAUGACGUGCAAAAUUUAGAUGAUGCUCUUGAAAAGCUGGAUAAUGCAGCGAUAAGAAGCCUAGCAAAAGAAAGUUUACGAAAUAAACUACAAAUUAAACAAGACUUCCCAAAGAGUAUAGAUAAGCCUGUUUGUACUAUUGCCGAUGAUAUUGAAUUGCACGCCUACAAAACUGGCAUGAAGCGCCUUUAUGCGAUCCUGUUAAAUACAAAUGAUUUGACAGAUUGGCUGUACAUUAUGGACCCCACAGUCGAUCUAUUCAUAAGUAAAUAUGAUGGAAAAUUACGAGUGAAACGUCCUGGUGAAAAAUACGUUGAAAAUACUCACGGAACAUUAUUAUUAGUCGAUAUGGAACCAAAAAGUUCGUUUUACGAUGUGACCAAUCUUAAGCAUGGAAGUGUUUUGCAAUUUUUUGAAGGGGAAAAGGAACCGAUAGAGUAUAUAUUCUUUCAAGUUAACCUAUUGGAAGAGCUUGGGGAUAUUUUACGAUCACAAACUUUUGGGAAUAUAAUGAUAAGGUUCAAAGAAAAAUACAAUCUGGAUGGCCGAGAAUAUGCUAAGAAUUUUAUGGAGUAUGACGAUAUUAGACGAAAAUGGGUCGAAGAAGAUAGCCAAUUUCUUGAACUGAUGAACAUUGAUCUAUGUCCUUUCAAAAGCAGAAUACGAAAACAUGAUAUAGCAAAAACAUUCGACGAAAAAAUAAGCAAAUUUGAAAGAACAAAAAACAAAGCAUUUUAUGAUAAUCUGAAAAGAACGAAUUCAAAGACCAAUAUUGUUCAUCAAGUAACUGAUUUAAAUAAAUUGCUUGAAGAAAAAUGCUUCUAUGAUAUUAAGCUGCAAAAAAAAGAAACCAACGAAGAUGUUAAAAUUAUUGCCAGUACUCAUAUUGAAAUCAACGAAAUGGACUCUAUUCCCAAUUCACCCGAAAAUUCUGAUUCUCAUCAAAUAGACCUUCUACGUUCAGCAUGUAUAUCCAGUGGUGUUGGCUUGGGAGAUUCUUCAUAG